Messenger RNA from Ricinus communis (castor bean), 4365 nucleotides. RefSeq names its product putative disease resistance protein RGA3. Gene Ontology annotation, molecular function: ADP binding. The transcript has 2 exons. NCBI's taxonomy places the organism in Eukaryota, Viridiplantae, Streptophyta, Magnoliopsida, Malpighiales, Euphorbiaceae. The coding region runs from base 482 to 4015 and encodes 1177 amino acids. The record is from RefSeq and is a predicted model, not a curated record. Gene Ontology annotation, biological process: defense response to other organism.
UUAUCUUCCAUCCAUGCACAUAAUAUUGGUGAAACGAAAUUAGAGUUUUGGUUUCAUUGCAACAGGCCAAAGAUAUUUAAAAUGCAACUUAUGAUGAUCAUAAUUGUGAUGGUUGGUGUUGGUAGAACAUAGUGGCAGUGCAUAUCAGUGUUUAUGGCUAUAAUUUGAGAUGACAGUGGAUGCUUUUAGCCAUCAUACUAGACUUUUUCAAAGGAGUUUGCCAUCAAUAUCACUAAUAAUUUAAUCUCAUGUUCAUUGUUUUACAAUUAGACAUAGUAGUUGGAUUGACUUCUUGUAUGAGACAAUAGACUCCAAGUCUUCCCUAUCAGUAUUGACAAUUGGCAAGUCCGUGUAUAGUGAUUAAAGUCCCUGAAAGGAGGAGCUGAAAUUGUUUUCAUCUACCAAGAGUUAAGAUUAAUCUGUCUAUAAAAAGAGAGUGCUCUGAAAUCUUGUGGGAUUCAGUCAAUUUUUUCCCAUCGAGAUGGCAGAAAUAGUUCUGAUCGCUUUUCUGCAGGUUCUGUUUGAUAAAUUAGCUUCUUCACAGCUUGAAGAGUAUGGGAUGUGGAUGGGUGCUAAAAAGGAGCUAGAGAAGCUGGAGAGUACUCUAUCUACAAUUGCAGCAGUGCUUGAAGAUGCAGAGGAUCGGCAAGUGAAGGACAAGGCGGUUCGGAAUUGGUUAACAAAGCUCAAAGAUGCAGUUUUGGAUGCUGAUGAUGCAUUGGAUGAGUUUGCAACCAAGGCUUUGCAGCAAAAGGUGAAAUCUCAGAAUGAUAGCAAGCACUGGGUGUCUAGUUUCCUUCUUGUACCCAAGUCUGCUGCUUUAUAUGUUAAAAUGGAAUUCAAGAUGAAGGGGAUCAAUGAGAGGUUGAAUGCUAUUGCAUUGGAGAGAGUGAAUUUUCAUUUUAACGAGGGAAUUGGAGAUGUGGAGAAGGAAAAGGAAGAUGAUGAGAGACGACAGACACAUUCUUUUGUGAUUGAAUCUGAAAUUUUUGGAAGGGAAAAGGAUAAGGCAGAUAUUGUAGAUAUGUUGAUUGGUUGGGGUAAAGGAGAAGAUCUUUCCAUCAUUCCAAUUGUAGGCAUGGGGGGAAUGGGUAAAACAACUCUUGCUCAAUUGGCCUUCAAUGAUGUCAAGGUAAAAGAAUUUUUCAAGUUAAGGAUGUGGAUUUGCGUCUCUGAGGAUUUUGAUGUUCAAAGACUGACAAAAGCAAUCAUAGAAGCUGUGACAAAAGAAGGAUGUGAUCUCUUGGGGAUGGAUCUACUACAAACUAGACUUCGAGACAGAUUGGCUGGGGAGAGAUUUCUACUUGUUCUGGAUGAUGUUUGGAGCGAAGACUACAACAAAUGGGAUCGUUUAAGAACUUUGUUAAGAGGAGGUGCAAAGGGAAGCAAAAUCAUAGUUACCAGUCGUAGUGCAAGAGUUGCUGCAAUAAUGAGCUCGUUAUCAACAUGUUAUCUGGCAGGACUAUCCGAGGAUGAUUGUUGGACUUUGUUCAGUAAACGAGCAUUCGGAAUUGGGGGAGCAGAGGAGACUCCUAGAAUGGUGGCUAUUGGGAAGGAAAUCGUCAAGAAAUGUGGAGGGAAUCCUCUGGCAGUUAAUACUCUCGGAAGCUUGAUGCAUUCUAGAAGGGAUGAACAAGAGUGGAUAUAUGUCAAGGACAAUGAACUCUGGAAACUCCCUCAAGAAUGCGAUGGAAUCUUACCUGCACUGAGAAUUAGUUACAAUCACUUGCCAUCUUAUUUAAAGAGGUGCUUUGCUUACGCUGCAGUUUUCCCAAAAGAUUAUGAAAUCAAUAAAGAUAGGCUCAUUCAAAUGUGGAUAGCAGAGGGCCUGGUGGAAAUCAGUAAUUGUGAUGAGAAGCUAGAAGAUAUGGGAAACACCUAUUUUAAGUAUUUGGUGUGGAGAUCUUUCUUCCAAGUUGCAAGGGAAUGUGAAGAUGGUAGCAUUAUUUCUUGCAAGAUCCAUGAUCUUAUGCAUGAUCUUGCACAGUUUGUUGCUGGAGUUGAGUGUUCAGUUCUUGAGGCUGGCUCAAAUCAGAUCAUACCCAAGGGAACUCGCCACUUAUCAUUGGUCUGCAAUAAAGUUACGGAAAACAUCCCAAAAUGCUUUUAUAAAGCAAAGAACUUGCAUACCCUUCUUGCAUUGACAGAAAAGCAGGAGGCUGUCCAGGUUCCUCGUUCACUUUUCUUGAAGUUCAGGUACUUGCAUGUGUUGAUUCUAAACAGCACUUGUAUCAGAAAGUUGCCAAACUCUUUAGGCAAGUUGAUACAUCUCAGGCUCCUAGAUGUUUCUCACACUGAUAUUGAAGCAUUACCUAAAUCCAUCACCUCUCUAGUAAAUCUGCAGACCUUGAAUCUGUCCCAUUGUUUUGAACUUCAAGAAUUGCCCAAAAACACAAGAAACUUAAUUAGCCUUAGGCAUACCAUUAUUGAUCACUGUCAUUCAUUAUCAAAGAUGCCCUCUAGGAUUGGAGAAUUAACUUCGCUACAAACACUAUCACAGUUCAUUGUGGGCAAGGAGUAUGGUUGUAGAUUGGGAGAGUUGAAGUUGCUGAAUCUCAGAGGUGAAUUGGUUAUAAAAAAGCUUGAAAAUGUAAUGUACAGAAGAGAUGCUAAGGAAGCAAGAUUGCAAGAGAAGCAUAAUCUUUCCUUAUUGAAACUAUCAUGGGACCGUCCGCAUGACAUUUCAGAAAUUGUAUUAGAAGCCCUCAAACCUCAUGAAAACCUGAAGAGAUUUCACCUAAAAGGGUAUAUGGGCGUGAAGUUCCCUACUUGGAUGAUGGAUGCAAUUCUAUCAAAGCUAGUGGAGAUCAAGCUGAAGAAAUGCAUGAGAUGUGAAUUUCUCCCGCCACUUGGACAGCUUCCUGUUCUCAAGGCUCUUUACAUCAGAGGUAUGGAUGCUGUCACAUAUGUUGGUAAAGAGUUCUAUGGCAAUGGUGUUAUUAACGGAUUUCCAUUACUCGAACAUUUUGAGAUUCAUGCUAUGCCUAACCUUGAAGAAUGGCUAAACUUUGAUGAAGGCCAAGCACUAACCCGCGUCAAGAAAUUAGUAGUAAAAGGAUGUCCAAAGUUGAGAAAUAUGCCCCGUAACCUUUCAUCUCUCGAGGAGUUGGAGCUGAGUGAUAGCAACGAGAUGUUAUUAAGGGUACUGCCAAGCCUAACCUCCCUUGCUACUCUACGAAUAUCUGAAUUUUCUGAAGUUAUCUCUUUGGAAAGGGAAGUCGAAAAUCUCACCAAUUUGAAAUCCCUUCAUAUUAAGAUGUGUGAUAAAUUGGUCUUCUUACCCCGGGGAAUAAGCAAUCUCACUAGUCUUGGGGUUCUUGGCAUUUGGAGCUGCUCAACCUUAACAUCCUUGCCAGAGAUACAAGGCCUAAUCUCACUUCGAGAGCUAACUAUAUUGAACUGCUGUAUGUUGUCAUCUUUAGCAGGAUUACAACAUCUUACUGCUCUUGAAAAGCUAUGCAUUGUAGGUUGUCCAAAAAUGGUUCAUUUAAUGGAGGAAGAUGUACAAAACUUCACUUCUUUACAGUCUUUGACAAUCUCCCAUUGCUUCAAGUUCACCUCCCUGCCUGUUGGCAUCCAACAUAUGACUACAUUGAGGGAUCUUCACCUACUAGACUUUCCUGGUCUGCAGACCCUGCCAGAAUGGAUUGAAAACCUGAAGUUACUACGCGAGCUGUCAAUAUGGGACUGUCCUAAUCUUACAUCAUUGCCAAAUGCAAUGCAGCAUCUGACUUCACUAGAGUUUCUUUCAAUUUGGAAAUGUCCGAAUUUGGAGAAGAGGUGCAAGAAGGAGGAAGGUGAAGAUUGGCAUAAGAUAAAACAUGUUCCAGAUAUCGAAAUCAAAGACCAGGAGAUCAGAAUGGAACAGAUUAUGGCACCCGAGAUAGCUGCAAAUGAUAAGCAUUUAGGAAGACUUCUUGGUGAGGCAAAGAAAAUAAGAACUGCUAUUGUACAUUCUCUGAAAGCAGCUCAAGUGAUAAUAGGUGGAGUUUCCUUGAGAAAGCAAAGGCAAUGAAGGCUGCAAUGUGUUGCGAGGACAGAAAGAAUUAGAACAGAUAACCAAAAUUUGCAGCCUUAGUAUUAGCAAAGAGAAUGAAAAAUAGGGUCAGCAAGUUAUGAACAGGAUGUGAACUUUUCCUUUUCACUGCUUUAUCGAAGCAAAUCAAGCCAAUGUCCUGCUGCCAAAAUGAAAGACAUGAUGGAGAUUGAUAAACUGAAAUUAAUCCGGUUUUCCCAUAGAAAGGGAAUGGGGGAUGAAAUGGUGGAUCGAUACUGGUGUCACAUGUGCUCUAGGAUGGUGACCCCAGUAAUGGAGGCUGAAAUUAAAUGCCCAUUAUGUGAAAAUGGGUUUGUGGAAGAGAUAGG